Messenger RNA from Manacus vitellinus (golden-collared manakin), 1722 nucleotides. It is a transcript of the gene ADAM8, whose product is annotated as ADAM metallopeptidase domain 8. The transcript is spliced from 15 exons. Lineage: Eukaryota; Metazoa; Chordata; Aves; Passeriformes; Pipridae. The record is from RefSeq and is a predicted model, not a curated record. Bases 1 to 1722 code for a protein of 573 amino acids. Gene Ontology annotation, molecular function: metalloendopeptidase activity; cell adhesion molecule binding. Gene Ontology annotation, biological process: positive regulation of cellular extravasation; regulation of cell-cell adhesion; proteolysis.
AUGACGUGUGCCACUGCCGGGCUGGCAGAGACGCUCGCCCACGUCGAGAAGUACGAGACGGUGACGCCGCGAGAGGUGCCGGUGCCCCGGAGAAAGAGGGACCUCUCUGCACCUCGGAGCACGUACCCGGACCGUGUCCUCUACAGCGUCCGUGCCGAAGGCAGGGAAUACCUCCUGUGGCUGGAGAAGAACAGGGCGCUGCUGGGGCAGCACUACACCGAGACACACUACUCUGCCGACGGCACGGAGGUCACCGAGCGGCCCGACACUCAGGAUCACUGCUUCUACCAGGGCCACGUGCGGGGCCACGCCGGCUCGGCAGCGAGUGUCAGCACCUGCCGCGGGCUCAGCGGGUUUUUCCGGGUGAACGAGACCACGUUCCUGCUGGAGCCGCUGGAGGGGGCCGUGUCGGGCCGGCACGCUCUGUACCGAGCCGCUCACCUGCGGGGGAAGCGCCGCCCCUGCCGCGAGUCCGGGGACACCCUGGAGUACGACCGCGAGCCGAAAAUCCCUGCAGCCAUGAAGCUCUACCGCUGGAAGUCGGGUCCGACACACAAAGGUCCCCGGUACGUGGAGCUGGUCCUGGUCGCUGACAAUGAGGAGUUCAGGAAGCACAGGGACCUGCGCACGGUGCAGAACCGCAUGAAGGAAAUCGUAAACCACGUGGACAAGCUCUACCAGCCUCUCCGCCUGCGGGUGGCCCUGAUCGGCUUGGAGGUGUGGAACCACAAGGACAAAAUCACAGUCAGCCCCAACCCAGAGGUGACCCUGGACAACUUCCUGCACUGGCGGGAGUCGGAGCUGCUGCGGAGGAAGCCGCACGACAACGCCCAGCUGAUCACGUCUGUGGGAGUGGGAGCAGUCAGCCAUGGGACCAGUGGCGCACAGCAGCAUGAGGGACCUGGUGCUGAGCCCCGGUGGGCCCCUGGGGGUGCUGUGGAGAAACCACGAGAGCAUUUCACCCACCCUGCACUCCUUGUCCCGCAGGACCACAGCACCAACCCCAUCGGCGCCGCGUCCACCAUGGCUCACGAGAUGGGGCACAACCUGGGCAUGUCCCACGACGAAGACGUCCCCGGCUGCCACUGCCCCCUCCCCAAGGCUGACGGGGGAUGCGUCAUGGCAGGGAGCGUUGGCCUGGUUUACCCGAAGCUGUUCAGCCGCUGCAGCGAGCAGGACAUGUGGCAGUUCCUCGGGGACCCCCGGGCCAGCUGCCUGCUGAACGCCCCCCGGGCAGACGAGCUGUACGGGGGGCCCGUGUGCGGGAACCAGUUUGUGGAGCGGGGAGAGCAGUGUGACUGCGGCACACCCGAGGAGUGCUCAGAUCGCUGCUGCAAUGCCUCCACCUGCCAGCUGAGAGAGGGAGCUGAGUGUGCCCAGGGGGAAUGCUGCCAGGACUGCAAGGUGAAGGCUGCAGGAGUGCUCUGCCGGGCCAGCAAGAACGACUGCGACCUGCCCGAGCACUGCACCGGCCUCAGCGCCGAGUGCCCGGAGGACGUGUUCCAGGAGAACGGCAUCUCCUGCCAGAACGGCAACGGAUACUGCUACAACGGGGGCUGCCCCUCGCACGGCGAGCAGUCCCCGUGGCUGUCCCAGGGAGAGCCGUCGGCCGGGGUUUCCCGAGGGAACCAGGAGCGGGACAGUGCCAGCUCCGGUUUGGAUGCCAGCCCCGCGUCCGUCCAGGCUCUCCCGCGCCCUGGAAGCCGCUGCCUUCUCUCCUGA